Messenger RNA from Aspergillus terreus NIH2624, 915 nucleotides. Its product is annotated as aromatic alcohol reductase. Lineage: Eukaryota; Fungi; Ascomycota; Eurotiomycetes; Eurotiales; Aspergillaceae. The coding region runs from base 1 to 915 and encodes 304 amino acids. The record is from RefSeq and is a predicted model, not a curated record. The transcript is spliced from 2 exons. Gene Ontology annotation, molecular function: oxidoreductase activity.
AUGAUACUUGUCAUUGGUGCUGGGGAAUUGGGGUUCCAAAUACUGUCUGCUUUGGCUUCGCAUCCUCGCCGGCCCGCCACAAUCGCAGUUCUAUUGCGCCCUAGCAGCAUCGAUUCUUCUAGCCCACCCAAACAACAGCAGAACGCAGCGCUGCGCCAGUUAGGCAUAGAUCUCGUCCCUGGAGAUAUUGUUGAAGGUUCCGUGCAAGACUUGGCUUCGAUAUUCGCGGAGUAUGACACGGUGAUUGGAUGUGCGGGCUAUGUCACAGGCCUCGGCGUCCAACCCAAGAUCACCCGUGCCGCCCUCCUUGCUGAAUUACCACGGUUCAUCCCCUGGCAGUUUGGGGUGGACUUUGAGGUUAUUGGACGAGGAUCUCCUCAGGACCUCUUUGACGAGCAACUCGAUGUGCGCGAUAUGCUACGGCCACAGGACAAAACUCAAUGGGCAAUUGUUUCCACGGGCAUGUUCACGAGUUAUCUUUUUGAGCCCUUCUUCGGGGUAGUCGAUCUCGAAAACGGCUGUGUCAACGCACUGGGAAGCUUGGAAAAUCAAGUCACUCUUACCACUCCAAAAGAUAUUGGACGGAUCACGGCAGAAAUUGUGUUGGGAAACGAGAAUUCUUUCCGCAAUGAGCCCAUCUUCAUUGGAGGGGAUACCAUCAGUUAUGAAGAGCUUGCCCAGCUCAUCGAAAGAUUGACCGGAGUAUCCAUCACGAGAAAUGUGCUCACUAUGGAGAAGAUCCAGACUGCAUUGGCUUCAGACCCUCACAACCGACUGCUUAAAUAUCAGGCAAUCUUUGGGCAGGGCCGCGGCGUGGCCUGGGAUCUGGUGAGUACAUGGAAUCAGCAACGGGGGAUACGAGCCGAGACAGCAGAGGAAUGGGCUAGAAUGAAUUGGGCGGGUGCAAAGCUUUGA